Messenger RNA from Anoplopoma fimbria (sablefish), 1512 nucleotides. It is a transcript of the gene gosr2, whose product is annotated as golgi SNAP receptor complex member 2. NCBI's taxonomy places the organism in Eukaryota, Metazoa, Chordata, Actinopteri, Perciformes, Anoplopomatidae. Gene Ontology annotation, biological process: vesicle fusion; intra-Golgi vesicle-mediated transport. The record is from RefSeq and is a predicted model, not a curated record. The transcript is spliced from 6 exons. Gene Ontology annotation, cellular component: SNARE complex; late endosome membrane; ER to Golgi transport vesicle membrane. The coding region runs from base 177 to 815 and encodes 212 amino acids. Gene Ontology annotation, molecular function: SNAP receptor activity; SNARE binding.
UGACGCGUCAUCACUUCCUGUUUCCUACUUCCGUACACAAACGCUCCGCUGAUGACGUGUACACUCCAGUCCCGUUAGCUGGCUAGCCGGCUAGUUUAGCCACCUGUCAGGUUAAAGAAACGGUGUCAACGCGGAGGAAUCCAAGAGGGAGGGUCUAUUUUACACACCACGAGAAGAUGGAGACGCUUUACCACCAGACCAACAAGCAGAUCCAGGAGGUGCAGUCGUACAUGGGAGAUCUGGAGAAGACGGAUCGUCAGUCAGUGCACCUGUUAGAGAAUGAGCUGCAGGCUAGAAUCGACCAGAUCUUCAACCACUUAGAGCGCCUGGAGAUCCUGGCCAGCAAGGAACCGCCAAACCGCCGGCAGAACGCCAAAUUACGAGUGGACCAGCUAAAGUAUGAUGUCCAACACCUUCGGACCGCUCUGCAAAAUUUCCAGCACCGUCGCUACGCCAAAGAGGCCCAGGACAGAGAGAGGGAGGAGCUCAUGAGCCGCACCUUCACGACCAACGACGCAGAUACCUCCAUCCCCAUAGAUGAGACGCUUCAUUUAAACUCCAACCUGAACAACGCACACAGAGGCAUGGACGACCUCCUGGGCAGCGGCGGCAGCAUCCUCAACGGCCUCAGAGAUCAGAGGUCCACACUGAAGGGGACCCAUAAGAAGAUGCUGGAUGUGGCCAACAUGCUGGGGCUGUCGAACACAGUGAUGAGGCUGAUAGAGAAGCGAGCCACCCAGGAUAAGCUCAUCAUGGUCGGGGGCAUGCUGCUGACCUGCGUCUUCAUGUUCCUGGUGAUCAGAUAUCUGGGCUGAGCGUGAUCGGCCGUGGACAUUUCUGCAGCGCGUCAUCCCUCGUGAUAUGAAAAAGUGGCAGAAAGCAAUUUUUAAACAUCUGAUUAGAGUAAUUCUUUUAUAAACCGUGCCAUUAUAGUUUGUUUACCACCAUUUAAAUUAUUUUGGGCACCUUUUUGCAAAAUGGUCAAGGUUGAUGAAGACCUUAAUAAGUCAGUGUUUUAUUCCACUUGAAGCUCCAUUGGAGCAUUGGACUUUGAUAAGAGGUCUGCUUUCCCUCAGAUUACUGCCACAAAUCAACAAUCUAGUCUUUCUAUCAAAACCACUCUGAAAACUAAAUCUCUCCUGUGACUGUAGCCGAGUGGCUGUUUCAAAUACUUCAAACUUAACUUUAUUCUCUUUUUUUCCCCUCCAGUGGACAGCUAUGUGUUUUUUCUUUCUGCAUCUCGUGUCAUUCUGCCUUGUUGGUUCAUAGAGAAAUAGAAAUACCCACAAUGCUCCAUGUUUCACUACAGUACAACUCAAGAAUACUGAAGAAUCUUUUGUCUAAUGUGUUAUGAUGUACAUAACAUGUGGCAACAAGGAUCUGUUCAGAAAGUAAAUGGAAGCAGCAAUUCAUUUGUAAUAGCUCAAGUCAUUUCUCUUGGAUUCUAGCUUUGGUCUAGUCUCACUAUGUGAGGGACUCAAUUGUCUUAAUAGAAUAAAACAUGUUUAAUUU